Amoebophrya sp. A25 is the source of this 1032-nucleotide messenger RNA. The record is from the annotation of a GenBank genome assembly. Lineage: Eukaryota; Dinophyceae; Syndiniales; Amoebophryaceae.
ACAAGACGGGCCUCAAAUCCAAGGUAUGCGAGCACUGAAGGCGCUAGCUUUAAAGAUUUGCUAAACUAGCUGACGCAUGCCCUGACUCUGCGGGAGUGUCUUGAGCUUUCUGUCAGCUAGGUUCGCUGGUAGCUAGGCGCUAGCGUGUUCGGUUUGUCUCUUCUUCAUGAGUGCACGCGAAGCGGCGACAUGCGUAUGAUUAUGGUGCGCUUGUGUGUGCUCAUCUCUUGGGGCAUCUUGCUUGCUGGAAAGGUCGCAGAAGUUGCUCAGCGCGAUACAGCGGCAGGAUGCACGGCAGGGACGAGUCUCGGGCUCGGCCUGCUUUAAUGUGAAACGCUAGUCACCCGGCUGCGCUCAGCUUUUUAAGAGAGGGCUCGUAGCUUGGCUGGAUCUGUGAUUUUUCGGCGUUUGUUACUUAGUUAGUUGGAUGUUUGCGUACUUAGUUAGACGGCUAUCUCCUUUAGCUUCGUGGCCAGCGCCUCGUCUCUGUGGUUUUCUAUCAAAACGCUCGCACGCUGGGGCCUUCGGCUGCUCACUUAGUUAUUAGGUAGCUGACUACUUGGCGCGGGCGGCGCUUUCAAGAAGAUAUUACCCCAUAGGUAGCGUCAGGGCUUUGGAGUAGUUACUGCUAUUAUUUCUGGCGAAGUCAAGUGCGUUCGUACUACGUACGCGCGUAGUAGUAGUAGCAGUAGUAGCAGUUGUCUGCUCUUCCAUUUUCAGAGGGUUGGCUGAUGGACAUGCCGUCGCUUCUCUGUGGCGCUCUAAUAGCUUGGCGCUCUCGAGGCGAAGCACGUGCUAGCAGUGUUGUCGAAGCACUCUCAGUGCAACCGAAUGCCGCAGGCACUAAGGGUUAUGGCGCUCCCAUCUUGGCAGGGACUAACUAAAACUAUGGUGCACUCGUUGCACGUGUUGCGGCUGUUGUUGUUGCUUGGUCGCUUUAUUGUUUAAGAAGUCGCCGCCUUCACUAUGGUCUUCUAAUGGUUGGGAGAAGAGUACGCGCAUGACCUUGACUGGCCGUGGGGCGAGAAGAUG